AUGGCGGCCCCGGGGAGAAUCCCAGGUGCGCUGAAGCACAGGGGGAGGAAGGGGAAGGGGCGCGACAGCAAGGACAGCGACCUAGAGAACCAAGGGCGCCGGCGUGGCAGGCGGCCAGGAGGACGCGGGCUCCUGGAUGGGGCGCAGAGGACGGGCUGCUUCCGACUUUCACCUAAUGGCGCUGGCGCCGCUCCUCCUGGGAGCCCGCCCACCCUGGACGCGGCCCGCUGGCCCCGGGCAGUCCCGUUCCCCAUCGCCGCGCAGGGCCUGUCCCUGAGGACCGCGGCCACCGGCACGGGUCGGGCGCCUCCUGCAGGCGUGCGUGCUGGCGGGCCGACGGAACCGGCCGCCUCUCCCCGGCCCUUUCAGAUUCCUGGUUCCCACCCGCCGGGUGCGACGCCCUCCCGCGUUCGGGCGCGUCGGGCGGGCGCACAGCGCCACCUGGUGGAGUGGCCUUCAGGCGUCGCCCCGCGCGUCCUCCGGGACUUCCCGCCAAGCGAGGCCCUGGGCGCCGCUCUGACUGGCUGCAUGGACCUCACCAUCCCGGGAUGUCUCCCGACGGUGUGGGCCUUGGCGGUUUACACCUGGAUGAAGCCUCAGUCUAACUGGAGAAGUAAAAGCUUCCUUCGGCUAGAUUCCUCUCAGGCUAGUCCCCCAACCUUUCCAUUCUUGAGCAUUGGAAUGGCCUGUGUCAUCCCCCUGAGGCACAGAGGCCUAUCACUGGUGCAGACCACAAACUUCUUUUACCUCUGGGUGGAAGAUCCCUACAUGAUGGGGCAUAUAGCUUGUGCUAAUGUGCUGAGUGACCUCUACACCAUGGGCAUUACUGAAUGUGACAACAUGUUAAUGUUACUCACUGUCAGCCAGAGUAUGAAUGAGGAGGAACUAGAAAAGGUAACACCACUCAUGAUCAAAGGUUUUCGGAGUGCUGCUGAGGAGGGAGGCACAGCAGUGACAGGUGGACAAAUAGUGGUCAACCCUUGAAUUAUCAUCGGUGGAGUUGCCACAGUGGUGUGUCAGCCAAAUGAAUUCAUAAUGCCUGACAAUGCAGUUGUAGGGAAUGUGCUUAUGUUAACCAAACCAUUAGGCACUCAAGUGGCCGCUAAUGCCCACCAAUGGCUGGAUAAUCCUGAAAGGUGGAAUAAGAUAACAAUGGUGAUCUCCAGAGAAGAGGUAGAACUGGCCUAUCAGGAAGCAAUGUUCAAUAUGGCUACCCUAAAUAGAACUGCUGCUGGAUUAAUGCAUACUUUUAAUGCCCAUGCAGCCACCGAUAUCACAGGCUUUGGCAUUUUAGGACAAUCUCAGAACCUCCCAAAACAGCAAAGAAAUGAGGUGUCCUUUGUCAUUCAUAAUCUGCUGAUCAUUGCCAAGAUGGCUGCCAUCAGCAAGGCCAGUCGGUGGUUUGGACUACUUCAAAGAACCUUCGCUGAAACCUCUGGGAGUUUACUAAUUUGUCUGCCAAGAGAACAAGCAGCUCGAUUUUGCUCUGAAAUCAAAUCUUCCAAGUAUGGAGAGGGUUACCAAGCAUGGAUCGUUGGCAUUGUGGAAAAGGGAAACCAAAGGGUCCAUAUCAUUGACAAGCCUCAAGUUAUUGAGGUUCUGCCUUGUGGGGUCACUGCUGGUGCUCUUGCUCCUGAUAAUUCCAACGCCUCCUCUGAGCCUAACUCCUGA
Messenger RNA from Sciurus carolinensis (gray squirrel), 1671 nucleotides. RefSeq names its product selenide, water dikinase 2-like. Gene Ontology annotation, biological process: L-selenocysteine biosynthetic process. Gene Ontology annotation, molecular function: ATP binding; selenide, water dikinase activity. Gene Ontology annotation, cellular component: cytoplasm. NCBI's taxonomy places the organism in Eukaryota, Metazoa, Chordata, Mammalia, Rodentia, Sciuridae. The record is from RefSeq and is a predicted model, not a curated record.